Linderina pennispora is the source of this 1407-nucleotide messenger RNA. RefSeq lists its product as uncharacterized. The coding region runs from base 1 to 1056 and encodes 351 amino acids. The record is from RefSeq and is a predicted model, not a curated record. NCBI's taxonomy places the organism in Eukaryota, Fungi, Kickxellomycota, Kickxellomycetes, Kickxellales, Kickxellaceae. The transcript is spliced from 4 exons. Gene Ontology annotation, cellular component: Golgi apparatus.
AUGCCGAACGCCCGAGGGAGAAUAACGCUGAAGCGCCUCGGCAUCCCAAAGUCAGUGUGGGCGCGGCUGUUUGUCAUCGUGGCUCUGCUGGAGGGAUACGUGAUUAAGCGCACAGUCGACAUAUACCAAAAGAGCAACGAGAGCCAGUGGGGGUUUGGCGUGCAGGACCCGACCACUUCCGUAUCGAUUACAAAGGACUCGUUUAUCGUGUACGACGUGAUAUUCAUCGUCGCGCAGAUAUUCCUGCUCAUUCUGUGCUGGGAGGCCGUGGCACACAAGAACACUAUCCAGAUUAUUGCUGCCACCAUAUUCAAUCUGAUGUGCCUGAUAUACUCGCUGAUCCAGUACACGACGUUUUAUAUUCGGCCCAGCGUCACGGCGCGCAUCUUUAAGAACGACAACGACAUGCGCAUUCUGCAAAUUACCAUCAUGGUUGUGUACUCGCUCUGCUCGCUGACCUUUGCAAUGCUCAACUGGGAGCUGUACCAGCUGUUUGGUUGGAAGACAUACAAGAAGCUAGGCGCCAAUCUGCGGCUUAGAAGAGCAUACAAGUGGCACCAGAUCCUGCUAACGCUGCUGAAGCUGGACAUAUUCUUUUUCAUCUCGUAUUCGGUCCAGCUGGCGACUCUGGUGCUCAACAUCCGCGACCCCGAGACCUGGGUGCAAAUUGGCCUGGUUAUCCCUGGCAGCGUGCUGUUCCUGGUCAUGUCGUUCUGGGCACUCAAGAUCGAACACAAGCGGAUGAUGCUGGGUGUCACCAUCUGUUUGGGCCUGUCGCCAGCAUACUUUAUCUACAAGCUGAUUCGCAUGAACGUCAAUAUCGACUCGGACAAGGAUCCGUACCGUGACACACGCAAAUACCUGACGUUCUUCAUCGUGGUGACCAUGGUUCUGAUCCUGAUCACCACUUACGUGAGGCCUAUUGCUGACUAUGAUGCGCGCAAGGCACAGCUUAAGGCAAACAGAGCCAUGUUUGACGGCAGGGACGCCGAGCAGGCCGCAGUCGACGAUGCCUACGAGUAUACCGAGGUUAGGGAGCGUUUUUCGUUGGAAUAGCCUCUUUGUUAUUAUCGUUUCAACCCCGCUGUUCUUAUUUCAUAAGUAUAAUCAUCCGACGAUAUUGUAUCUAAGAAAUUGCGGUGCGAGGUAGACUGCUGGAGACUCCAAGCGGCAUUGGCCACACACAUUGACAUAAAUGUUUGGGUUUUGCCUUGUCAUGGAGGAGACCAGAAUGGCGGUCUCCUUUCUUCCUCCCUCCCCACCCGGAGCUUUAUUGUUCAUCGAACAAUUACAUGGGCUCUUCCUUAUACGGUAUUCGAUAGUAUCUGUAAUUGAGCGAAGAUGAACAGUAGAAGUAUGGCAUAUGAGGUCGGGUCUUGGCUGGAUCAGUAUAUGGCAGGACUUCAA